Messenger RNA from Candidula unifasciata, 2196 nucleotides. NCBI's taxonomy places the organism in Eukaryota, Metazoa, Mollusca, Gastropoda, Stylommatophora, Geomitridae. The record is from the annotation of a GenBank genome assembly.
AUGCUGAGAAAGGAAGCAUUCAAAUCAAAGAACCACUUAUCCGUUAAGCUGGAGAAAAUACACAAAGAAAAACAGAAAAAUAAACUGACAGGAACAGAGGCGCAACAGCUUGCCAUCAUGAAAGAAAUACUUUAUGAUCAAAAUCAGUUGCAGCAAGUUCUGUCCAAAUCUGACACUAUGAUGGCUGUGGUAAAAGAUCUGUUUGGUGAUGACCCAAAGAGAUUUAUGGGAUUUCCGAAUGUGACAACAGCACCUAAUGGUGGUGAUCAUAACAGCUUGGUUGCACCUAUAACAGAUAUCUACACACGGACGGAGAAACUCAGUGACUCACUGAUGGAUCAGUCUGCGCUCAAUGAUGAUUUGGAUACUACAUCUGAUUCAGAUGACCAGAUUCAUUGUCCACACCCUAUUUCCUAUGAAUCCAAAAUCAACUUGCAACACUUUGAGGAUUACUUGAAAGAAGAGAAAAGCAAGACCACACGCCUGCCUGCACAUGAGCACAGCAAGACCAAUGUCAACAACAACAUGUCCAGAAACAUCCCUGAAGUCAACACCAGCAUGGACACACAUGCUGAUGCUGGAAAACAGGGUCCAGCUUGUGUGCUUCCUCUGCUGAAAACUCUGUUGGACCACAGUGAUAGAGGACAGGGUGAUCAGCUGGGUCUUCCUGAUCCCAGCAAACUGGCUUUGCUCUUGGGAAUGUUAACAGCCAAGCCAGCAGCAGAUUUGCGGACACCACCUAAAGAAACCCAGCAUCUGCCCAGUGAACGGACACCUCCUUCAGCAAUGAAUGACACAAAGAAAAUCAAGAGAAGCAAAAAAGUGUUACAGUCUCAGAACACAUCCUCGGAGAGCAUCAACACUACUUCUAAUGUUAAUGACAUGAGACAGGUUUUGCAAGAGUUGGAAAAUGAGAUGGCUGAAUAUGAAAAUGAAACCGGUCGAUAUCCACAGAAAGCAGCUCACAAAACGGAAACAUUUUCAGGCUAUACUGUGACUUUAGUAUCUGCUGUGUCUCGCCUUACUCGAUACCUUAGAGAGAUGGAACUGCGAGUGCAGACAGAAUCUACCUUACGUGAACAUCUGACCCAAGAUGUCUGCCAGCUGAGAACGGUCAUUGACGCACUUGCAACAGAUCUUAUAGUAACAAGAGAGGAGUAUCAGAAGUUGUACUGGGAAAGUAAGCAUUAUAGAGACAGCACAGAAGCUAAAUUAGCAUCCGCAAAUAACCAGCUCGUGGAACUACAGCGUUUGGUCACCGGAAGUGGGAAAAGAUCAUCCAUUGUGAGCCAAACCAAAGAGGAACAAGAGAAGCCUUCACACCAGCACCAGGGUCAUUAUGAAUCAGCUGACAUGGUCUGUAAACAGCCAGCAACAUUUCAGAUGUCCACACCACUGCAAGAUGAUGGUAGCACACAGUCAGACCUGGAGUCCAGCAUCUAUCACCCACUGCCCACACACUUGAAGUCUGGGCCAGUUCCAGCAGCUGUCCUCUUGUCACCACCAGUUAGGAAGACCAGGGUUCAGUCCAAUGCUGUCUCUGGACGGCAGCCUUUACAAUGCCAGACAUCCUUAGUCAGCCAGGCUGCCAGUGAGGGAACAAGCUACUCUGCUGAUCCACCACGUCUGACACAGACUCCACCUGUCAUGAACACAGUCAGUGUGCCCAGACCAGUGCCACUAGUACAAAGUAACCUGAAUUUUGCCUUGGCCUCAGGUCUGUCUGUUAGCCAAGCUGCAGUCAACAGUUCUGUCAGUGAGCAAGGAGUGAGGACUGUAAAUAAAGUCAGCACUGGCCAUUCUGUGCAUAGUGUGCCUGAUGCAGCAAAGUUUGGAGACAGCAGUCAGCAGCAACAAGAGCUGGCAGUGGAUGAAGCUUUGAAUGAUCCCAUUCUGCAAAGUUUAAUGCAAGCUCAGCUAGCAGAACUAAACAGGCAGCAGGAGGAAGCUAGGCAGAGGCUCCUGGACCUGCUGGACAAGCAGAAGCUGCAGCAAAAGUUCCUGCAAGAUCAGCAUGAUUCAGACAGUGCCUUGGAUUCCAACAGGAAGCAGUGUACGGGCUGGCAGAGUAAUAUGCUCAAGCAGCCAGUGUCUCCACCAAUUUCACCAAUACUAGAGAGAACAGAACAAACUGUCAAGGAGAGGAAUGUUGCAGGAUCAUUGUCUAACAUAAAGCUGGAUGCUGAACCCAAGUGA